CAAAAAAUAUAGCAAACAAACGUGCGUGCGUGCAUUGUGAAUGUAUGCAAGUGUGUGUGCGUGAAACAUUUAAGCUUUAAGUGCUAAAAGCGUGCGUUGCUGCUGCGCUUUGGAUACCCAGCGACGUCGCCGUCACCAUCAUCGCCGCCAGCAUUUGGAGCUGCUGUCUAACAUUAAAUUGGCGUUGCCACCUCGCUCAGCUGCGCCGAUUCCAGCACAGGCUCCAGUGAGGAUGCAUCUGAGCCCGGCUCACCGUACAGUGCGCACUCGCUAUUGAGCGACGAGCAGCAGCAACAGCAGCAGCAGCAGCUAAACAAGAUGCCGCCACAAAUACUCAGCGCCAGCGCCGCAGCGACAGCUGCUGCCAGCAAUAGCAGCAGCAAUGCAACAGGAACAGCAACAGCGAACGCUGCAGCAACAGUUGCUGCCAGCAAUCAGAAUGCAGCGAGAAGCAACCACAGCAACAACAACACUGCCAAAAUCACCACAACAAUAGCUCAACGCACCAACAGCAGCAGCAGCAGCAACACAUCAGCAACAGGAGCAACCACUGCAGUGCCAACGCUGCAAUGGCCCUGGAACACAAGUCUCGGCAGCACCUCAACCGCUGUGCCCGCCUACAACUCAUCCUCCACACCCGCCACUACAAAGAAGCGUGCUGCUGUUGCCAGCAAUGGCAGCAACAGCGACGCCGCCAGCAACACUGCCAGCUGCAUUGCUGUGGCAGCGAAAAAGUCACGUGCCGAACUGCAAGGCAACAGCAGCAGCAACAACGGCAACAGCAGCAGCAACAACCACAGCACCAGCGACAAAAGACUGAAAGCCGCCGCCUUGGAGGAGUCGCAGACUAAGAUCACGGGUUUCUUCAAGUCACAAAUGAAGGCGACGCCUGGCAAGUUGGCCACGCCCUCACCGCCGCCCACAGCAGCAGCAGCAGCGAAUACGCUUACAAUGAGCACGCCGGCAACCACAGCAUCGCUCAACAAAUACUUUAACAUACUCUCGCAGCUCAACGAGCAGAAGCAGCAACAGCAGCACCAACAACAACAACAGCCGCAACCCAAGCCAGCAACAGUUGCUGCGGCGCCUGCAAUAGUUGCUGCUGCGGCUGCAACGCCAACUGCUGCUGCUUUGCCUGUGCCAGCACUCAAGAAGAUCGAACGCAGCAGCAAGCAACCAGCAAAGAUUGCCCAAGUGGCGCCCAAUCUGCGCAAGACGCCCAGCAGCAACAGUCACAAUCACGCCGGCAACAGCAGCAGCAACAACACUGGCAAAUCGCCCGCCAAGAAGCACGUGGCCAUUGCACCGCGCACGCCCGAGAUGAAGCAACAGCAGCAGCAACAGUUGCAGCUGCAAGCAUCCAAAUCAUUGCUUGCAGCAACCGCGUAUCGUGCGUCCAACGGCAACAGCAGCAAUUCGGUUGCUGUUACAGCAACUGCAACGGCAGCAGCAACAGCGGCCGUUGCUGUCGCCAAGCCCUGCCAGAAGCUGCAACUAUCCGCCGCGCCCACAGCCACGCCCACUCAGAAUCCCACGCUCUAUCAGCUGCCCGUGCAACUGCCGAAUCUGGUGCAGUUGCCGCCGCAACUGGCAGCAGCAGCCAACAUCAUGCAGCUGAACAAUGUGGCCAAAGCAGCAGUUGCUGCUGCUGCCAGCAACAAUGCAGCGGCAGCAGCAGCCUCGGCGCAGGCAGCACAAGCAGCAGCCGCGCAGUAUUUCCUCAACGGCACCGUCUUCAAGCUGCAACAGGUGACGACGGCAACGACAACGACAGCAACCACGGCGACGGCGGCAGCAGCAACUGCCGGAGGCGUUAAUCCCUUUGGCCUGCUCAAUGCCAAUGAGCUGCAGGAACUGCUGCUCAAGCAGCAACAGCAGCAGGUGCAACAGCAGCAGCAGCAGCAGCAACAAUUGCAGCUGCAGCAGGCGGCAGCUGUGAAGGCGGCUGCAGCAGCCGUGGCCACGCCCACUGCGAAUGGUGCUGCCAACUUCCAAGAGUUGUUUCAGCAGCAGAUUGCCGCUGCAAUUGCAGCCCAACAGCAGCAGCAGCAACAACAGCAGCAGCAGCAACACCAACAGCAACAGUUGCAGCGUCUUGGCGCCGCAGCAGCAGCACAACCCGUGUUUAUGGCAACGCCAGCGGGAUUGUUGCUGAAUGCAGCCACGCUGCCAGCGAUGUUGGCGCAAGCAGCAGCCGCAAUUGCCGCCAACAGUCAGCAACAACAGCAGCAGCAACAGCAGAAGGUUGCCGCUGCUGUGGCCCUGCAGCAGCAACACCAGCAGCAGCAGCAACAGUCGCUGCCAGCGUUGCAGCCGAUACCCGCCUUGAGUUCCAUCUUUGAGCCAGCCGCCGAGCAACAGCAGCAACAGUUGCAGCUACAGCAACAGCAGCUGGCGCAGUUGCUGCUCUCCCAUCAGCAGCAGCAGCAGCAACAACAACAACAACAUCAUCAGCAGCAGCAACAGCAACUCAUCACUGCCAAUCAGCCACCGCCGUUGACAGCAGCAAACAGCUGCAACAGCAACAGCAUUAGCAACAAUACUGCCAGCAACAUAAGCAACAACAGCAAUGCCUCGAAUAAUUUAAGCAACAACACUGCCCUGCUGCCACAGCAGCAGCAACAACAACAACAGCAGCAGCAGCAACAACAGCUGCAGCAACUGCCACAGCAGCAGCCACAACAGCAACCACGUGCCAUCAUCAAGGGACCGCCACCGCUGGUCACCAUCUCCUCCGCCUCCAGCUCCGCCCUCGGCACAGUUGCCGCCAAAUCGCGCAGCACGCUGCCCUCCGCCCUGGCCAAGCCCUACCAGAAGCGUCCGUCGCCGCAGCGCCAGCAGCAACAGCAAGUGGGUAAGUGCAAGUAUGCAGCGAUCGCCACGCCCACCACGCCGCCUCCUCUGGUGCCAACGAGCACGGGAGCAACAGCAGCCACAGCAGCAACAGGAGUCGGAGCUGCUGCCAAGGAGCUGCAGCAGCUGCGCAAGAGUGCCACGCCCAGCAACAUAACGCCCACGCCGCCUCUAGUGAGCAUAGCGCCCGCGAAGCUGACGCCCACGCUCAGCAUGGCCAAGCAACAGCAACAGUUGCCGCCAACCACAGUUGGCAAGAUCUCAAGCAGCAGCAGCAGUAGUGCUGAUCUCUUUGAUCUGGUGAAGAACUCGAAUGGCGCGAUCAGCAUUGUGGGCAAGUCAGCGGCAGCCAGCAACAGCUGCAGCUUUGCCUCAUCGCCAACGCCCUCGCUCGCCCUCACCCCGCUGCCCUUCAGCUCGCCCAGCAGCAGCAACAGCAAUUCCUCGCCAGCUCUCUCCGUGCACUCUUCGAGCACCUUGUGCUCCUUUGGCAAAUCCCUUGUGACCAUCAAGGCCGAGCCCAUCGAGGAGACACUCUCCGCCUCCGCCUCCGCUGCCUCCUCCAUGCCAACGCCCACUUGCUCGGCCACGCCUACAGCAUUGCUGUGCAGCUCAACGCCGCUUGGAGUGGCCAGCAUCAGCAGCAGCAGCAGCAGCCACAAUCCGCAGAGCUUUGCCGGCCAGCUGCCGGGCACUCGGUGCGUCAAUGUGAAGCACGAGCUGCUCGCCGAGUGCAGCGGUGGUAACUCGAACUGCAGCAGCAGCUAUGCGAGCACGAGCAACUCGGUGAGCUCCGCUGCGGAUCUCUCGCUGGAGGCAUCGACGCCAGCCACCUCUCUGAGCCCGGCGCCGUCGCCUUCGGCCAGCAGCCAGAGCCAAACGAUUCCCAUUGCAUCGCCGGAGGGAAAUGCCAGUCAGCAGGAUAUGCUGAGCGAGCUGGUCACCUCGUCGUGCAACUCCAGCGGCACCGAGGAUUGCUCGCAGACCGCCUCGUUGCCGGCAACCACUGUGGCCACCGCCACGGUGAGCACGGCAGCAACUCCGAUUGCCGGCAGCAGCAGCAGCGGCAGCAGCAACUACGACGAGGAGGACGACAAGUCGGUGGCCUCCUCGGAGGCAGCGACGCACAAGCGACUGACGCCCGAGUCGGGCAUUGGCGGCAGCCUCAGCAACAGCGAGAGCAGCAACUCCAUAGCCGAUGCCAUUUCCAGCAAGUCCGCCUGUCCGGCUGCCUCUUCGGUCUCGGUCUCAGUCUCAGUAUCCGCCUCCGCCUCGGACAGCAACUCGCUGGCCAGCAACGCACCUUCGCCCGCCUCGCCCAGCAACGAUGAUGGCUCCUGUUCGGCCCCAGCAACGCCAGCACCCGCGCCCUGUGCUCUGCUGGACACAACGCUGGCGGAGACGGCCAGCAAAACGCUGCCCAAGUGCGCCAUCUCGCCGAUAUUGUCGCAGCCCAAGACGAUUCGCUUUCCAGCUGGCGCUGGAGCCGGCGGCAAGGGUGGCAAGCGGCACGACGGCGUCUGCUACUGGGACAAGUGCAACAAGAAGCACGAGAGCAACUCGAAGCUGUUGGAUCACAUGCAGACGCAUCACGUGAACACCCAAACAGGUCCCUUUGCCUGCCUCUGGGUGGGCUGCAAGGUCUACAACAAGGAGUCCUGCUCGCGUCGCUGGCUGGAGCGGCACGUGCUCUCGCACGGCGGCUCCAAGCAGUUCAAGUGCAUCGUCGAGGGCUGCGGACUGCGCUUUGGAUCACAGUUGGCGUUGCAGAAGCAUGUGAACAAUCACUUCAAUGCCACGGACAAUGCCAAGGAGAGCACCAACAAGCGCACCUCGGAUCCCCCAGUGCCCAAGCAGCUGCGCAAGAACGGCAAGAAGCUUCGCUAUCGCCGUCAGCCCUUCUCGGCUCGCAUGUUCGACUUCUUCGACACGGGCAUCAUGGAGGGACUGCAGCAUCGUCUGCGACAGAUCAGCACGCUCACCAACGGCGCCCAGGCGAUUACCUUCCAGGGACAGUGUCUGAUGCGACGCCGCAACAGCCAAGGCAGCUACGAGUGCUUUGUGCGCUGGUCGCCGCGUGAAAUCAUCUCGGAUGAGUGGAUGCCCGAGUGUCCGAAUCGAACGCGACAACACACAAAGGUGCUGCACAUCAAGCACAUGCGUCCGGCGGAGAAAACCUGCGUCGACAGUCUGCUGAGCACAGCGUACAGAUUGCGCUAUCAUGCGCAGCUCUUCGAUGACGACUACAACGUGAACGAACAGCAACAGCAACAGGAGGAGAUGGACCAAAGCAGCAGCGAAUGUGCUGCCAGCGACGAUGAGGAAGAUGACGAUGAUGGUGAUGGUGAUGGUGAUGAUGAUGACGAGGAGGAUGAAGAUGAAGAUGAUGGAGUAUCGGGCACCAUCAGCUCGACCAGCGGUAGCGGCACAGUGUCCAGCUACCAGCAGGUGCUCAGCAUAGCCAAGCUGCAGAUGCAGCAGCGUCGAAAGCAUCCGCGUAAGCCGCCCAAGGGGACGAUGACGAUGACGAUGGCGGCAACACAACUGGUGCCCACGGAUGCGCUGGUGCCGCUCUAGAAAGUAUUUUUGCCUAAGUAGUUGAUAAACGGAAGAGAACGAGACGAGAAGCGAAGCGAAGCGAAGGACAAACGAGUAAACAGUGACAAGUAGUUGAUAGAGAGAUAGUUUUGAUAAGGACACAACAACCACAACCACCAUCCCCACCCCCCGUAUCACAUAAACAUAAACUAGAAUUAACAACUGUAACAUAUAUAUAGUAUAUAUACUGACAUAUACAUAUAUCAAGAUAGAUAAUGCCAUGUACAUAGAAGUCGCUUCAAUAUCAGAACAAAUUUUAACUUGACUUAUUUACUUAUUUAUAAUGUUAACUCGUAACUUGACUUGAACUAAUUUCUGUAAAUUGUGAACUGCCUAAAACGAGUAGAAGACGAAGCAGAGGAGCCUUGAGACUUGUUUCCCCCUCUUCAAUCAUCUUCAAUACCUUCGAUUUUUGUUUGUUGUAUUUCCACAUUUCAUCAUUUCUUUGUAUAUUACAUCCAUUUCUCAUUUUGUAUUCCAAAACUUCCAAAAACCAAAAACAAUGAAGAAAACGCACAAAUAACAACAACAACAACAAAAAGAAUAAGACUUGAAGCAUUUAUCGCUAAUCAUUUUAAAGUGUAGCAUUAACAUUAAUUAAGCAGUUAAUUAAUGAUCUUUCAUGUACUCAAUGUGUUUUCAAUGAGCAAUGCAAACAGUUUUAAGUUUUUACACACACACACACACACAUUUCGUUAGAAUUGAACAAAACCUAAACAAAUUAAUGUAGUCCAAAUUUUUAUACUUUUAUGUAAAUAUUAAAAUUAAUUAGUUUUUGCUCUUAGCUCUAAUUCAAUUUCAUUAAACAUUACGCCUAAACACAACUUCUCAUUUAGAAAAGAAAACAAACAAUACAAAAAGAAAAAAAAAACUAAAAGAAAUCAAAAUAAUAAACAAGCUGUUUUUUUUUAGAAUUUAAUUUGUUUUUAUUUCGUUUUUUGGUUUUGUUUUUAAUGAUUAACAACAGUCGAAAGGUCAACGAGCUCGCCUUAAACAAUUAUUAAGCAUAAUUAAUUUUCUACGCCAAUGAAUUUAUAAGUGUUUAAACUUUAAAGCUAAGAUUAUACAACAAAACAAUACUAUACGAACCCUAAGAACAUUACUCAACACUGCCAAAGCGAAAUGAAUAAUACAACAACCACAACCACGAGAUGAAGAACUAGAAGAACACACGAAAAUGUGGAUGAACAGUAAUAAGAACGACUGAUAAAUGUAAAAAACGAAACACAAAAAACAAAAAUCGUAAAAGAUAAAUCAAGCAUUAUCUUUUCUGUAAUUCUUAGUUCGCACAAAGCUUAUCAUAAUUCCCAUAUAUAAUACGUAUACAUAUAUAAACUAUAUCUGUGUGUUGUAGCUGCGCCUGUAAUCAAGACUCUUCUCCCCCGCCCCGCCCACGCCUAUAGAUGUAAGCCUAUAUGUAUGUAAUACUCGUGUAGAUAAAGCCAAUCAGUUUUUGGGCAUUACUUUGUACUUUCAUACAGUAGUAUAUAUAUAUAUGUAUAUACAUAUGUAUUCAUAAUACGUUUGGGUUUUCUCCAUUUUGUAGAUGAGGCAAAGUCGCAUUAAAUGAUAUAGUAUUAAAAUUGAAAGCAAUACAUUUUUAACAAUUGCCUGGAAGUUCUGAGAUUAACGAAACUAAAAAGAGAGUCAACAAUUUGGAUUGCCUAAAACCAUGACAAAAAAAACAAUGAGAUUCAACCAUAUUUUGUACCGAGAGAAAAUUCAAAUAAAAAAAUAUAAA
Drosophila sulfurigaster albostrigata is the source of this 7192-nucleotide messenger RNA. It is a transcript of the gene jing, whose product is annotated as zinc finger protein jing. Gene Ontology annotation, biological process: regulation of transcription by RNA polymerase II. Gene Ontology annotation, cellular component: ESC/E(Z) complex. Lineage: Eukaryota; Metazoa; Arthropoda; Insecta; Diptera; Drosophilidae. The coding region runs from base 319 to 5430 and encodes 1703 amino acids. The transcript has 6 exons. The record is from RefSeq and is a predicted model, not a curated record.